Messenger RNA from Melampsora larici-populina 98AG31, 486 nucleotides. The record is from the annotation of a RefSeq genome assembly. Lineage: Eukaryota; Fungi; Basidiomycota; Pucciniomycetes; Pucciniales; Melampsoraceae.
AUGCAUAUAUUCAUCUUCAUUGCAAGUCUGAUCUUAUCAUUCACAACCUUGCACUUUGUUGGCACCUCAGAUUCAGAUAUUAUGUGUGAUCUGGCUUGGAAUUCUGUGCCGUUAGGCGCCCUUUCAGGCAAUAUAUCUUGUCAGGCCCAAAAUGGUUUAUUCUCCUGUAGACCAGGGGAAUGUUUCACAGGUACCCAAUUCAGCAAAGGGAGAUCCCAAUUGUUUGUUGAAUAUUUUGUUCAACAUUGUCACCAAUAUGCAGGCAACUUUGGGAAUUCCAACCAGGCAACACCUGAAGUCAAUGUUCAGGCCACGGCUUAUUGGAUGUAUUGGAACAAAGGCUAUGCAGAUGUGAUUAGAUUUAUAGAUGGGUAGGCCGCCCGACAGCCGCCCACCCCGCUGCCAGGAAUCAAAUGCUAUAAUAUGGAUGUGGCAUUAACAUAGUGUCCAUCUACAAGUUGUAAACAUAUUGAUGUCAUAGACUAG